Aspergillus pseudoviridinutans is the source of this 507-nucleotide messenger RNA. RefSeq lists its product as uncharacterized. The coding region runs from base 1 to 507 and encodes 168 amino acids. Lineage: Eukaryota; Fungi; Ascomycota; Eurotiomycetes; Eurotiales; Aspergillaceae. The record is from RefSeq and is a predicted model, not a curated record. The transcript has a single exon.
AUGGAGUGGGCAGCCAAUUAUCCCCACCUGGCAGAGGACUAUGUCCCAGGGCAGCCAACCGAUUUUUGCACGUAUUCCCAAACCUCUGGACCACUCCCUACCCAGACUACAGGUGAUCCACACCACCUACAACUAAGUCAACCUAGUCCCGGUGGUGUCAACCUUGAUGCAUGGCUUAGCGUCAUACCUGCUCCGAGUCAGAACACAAGCCAAUGGGGGCCGGUUGUGAGCGACAGCCCGGAUUAUCCGAACCCAAAUCCCCGGGCACAUCUUCGUUCCAGCAACUGUUCUCAGCCUGCUGACGCUUCGCACCCUUUUUCAUCAUUCAGUCAUCUGCCGCCCCAGGAACAGCCGAACACGCAGAACACCAACGCGAUCCGGCAGCGACAAAAGAUUCGGCAACGCCGCCGAACCACAGAGUAUGCAGUCUCUCCGUCUUAUUCCUCUGCCUCUUCUCCUCCUCCUCCUCGUCCUCCUCCUCAUCAUCAUCAUAAGGUUGCAUCUUAA